AUGCAAACCGCUGCUUUCUCAUCGGUUGAAACUCGAAAUGUUGAUGAAGCUCAAUUCAUUGGUCCUUGGAAGUUGGGAAGGACUUUGGGCGAGGGUAAUCUUGCCAAAGUGAAGUUAGGGAUCCACUGGGAGACGGAAGAAAGGGUCGCAUUGAAAAUGAUACGCAAUGCGGAGAUGGAAGAUGAGUGUAUUUGGAACCAUGUUUUACGAGAAGUCAUGAUUCUGCGGAAGUUUCAGCAUCCAAAUAUCCUCUCUCUGUACCAAGUGCUUCGUGUCCCAAAGUAUACAGUGCUCGCAUUGGAAUACAUGGACACCGACCUUCACAGUAUCCUCGCAAAAUGCAAGCGUUUAAACGAGUCCGUAGCUCGCAGGAUAUUUCAACAAGUAGUAUUUGCUGUUGAAUACUGUCACCAAAACAAUGUGUCUCAUCGCGACCUGAAGCUUGAAAACAUUCUUCUUUCUAAGGACUUCACCGUGAAGCUUAGUGAUUUUAGCCUUUCCAAUUUUAUGUAUGAUGGUACAUUUUUAAGAACUUCUUGCGGAACUCCUCAUUAUGCCGCUCCCGAAGUCAUUCAAGGCCGGUAUUAUGAUGGGUGUGAUGUGGAUAUUUGGGGUUGUGGAAUCCUGCUCUAUCUCAUGCUUACCGGUGAAUUUCCCUUUGAGGAUGUCACCAUAUCUAAUGUUUUAAGUCGUGCUUGCAAAGGCAUUUACACCGUACCUUCUCACGUUUCUACAAGUGCUACCGAUUUAAUCCGACGGAUGCUCACUGUCAUCCCUACUUCCAGAAUCAAAAUUGGUGAAAUUAUUCAGCAUCCUUGGUUUAUAGCUGAUAGACUUCCAUCUUAUCACCUGUCCUCGCAUAAUUCUUUUUCCUCACCUGAGAAACAACAUCCUGUCAGCUAUUACCCAGCUGAAUUAGCAAAACUUUUUGGUUCAUCACCAAAUUCUACUUUUAAUGUCCAAAACAAAGUAUCAAAUCCUUCUUUGGAAUUUUCAUACCCUCAGUUUUCUGCCUCGACCAACAGCGACCUUAGUUCCUCUGUCGAAACUCUGCCUUUUCAAGGUAUUUUCUAUGCAGGUUCUAUUCCAAACUCACCUACAAAGUCUGACACAAAGGGUGCCUCUACUGCAGCCACAGGUUACUCCAAUUCGUCGCCCCAAUCACAUGUCAGUAUUUUACCGACAUCUCUUCCCAGCGAACAUGCAACUUACAUGGGAAAUACGUAUAAUUUUCGCAAAUUGCAGUCGCCCACAUCAACUCGGAUACGAACCUUUCGAUGGCAUUUUGGUAUACAAUCAAAUAAACCUCCUCGACAAAUCUUGUUGCAAUUUUGCCAGAGCUUACAGCAACUUGGUGCUUCCUUUCUCCCUUACAGUACAGAAGAGUUCUUACGCGAAAGUAAAUACCGCAUAGAUGCGAAAUUCAACUCUGACAAUUUUGUUGUUUAUUUGGCGUUUGAAGUGUUUUCUCUUGGUUCAUUGGCAAAUAUUAUUGACAUACGGUUUUCUAGUAAUAAGGCUUCGCCGAUCAAUAAUCCCAUGCCCUGUUUUGAAGUCGUUAAACGGUUUCUCCAGAAAAUCAUUUAA
Schizosaccharomyces osmophilus is the source of this 1587-nucleotide messenger RNA. RefSeq names its product serine/threonine protein kinase Ppk9 (gene ppk9). NCBI's taxonomy places the organism in Eukaryota, Fungi, Ascomycota, Schizosaccharomycetes, Schizosaccharomycetales, Schizosaccharomycetaceae. Bases 1 to 1587 code for a protein of 528 amino acids. Gene Ontology annotation, molecular function: ATP binding; protein serine/threonine kinase activity. Gene Ontology annotation, biological process: protein phosphorylation; intracellular signal transduction. The transcript has 2 exons. Gene Ontology annotation, cellular component: cytoplasm. The record is from RefSeq and is a predicted model, not a curated record.